UCGUUGAUCUUAUCUCGACAUCAUCGAAAAUUUCAGGUAGGAUUUUAGGGCGUCAUUGGUGCAAUUAGAAUGUAAUUAAAGGGAUAUUAGAGAAAUUUCAAGAAAUUCUAACCACAACAACCAUCAAAAUGAACUGUCAUUUAGUGACUAAUGACAGCUGGCAGUUGACAGUUUCCGCUGUAAAAAUAGCGGGCUUAUUUGAAUAUUUCCUUUUUUUUACUGCUACUUUCUAAACCUUUACUUUGAAAAAUGUAAUAGGUUAACUUUCAAAGUUAUAAUCUCACAGCGAAAUAUACAUUUUCCCCGCUGUAUAAAUAGAAAAUAUUUUUGCGGUGGCAUAAUAUUCCACAACGCAAGCAAGACGUUAAAGAUAGGACAAGUGGCGACGUUAUCGAUAGGACUGACAUUCAUGAAUGUCAUAUUUUUUUACGACGUGGGCUGUCGGGAGUAGAGCUGGGGCUGGUUCUAAAGGAACGAUACCGCAUAGGAAAUUGAAUGAAUCGCAUCCGAUCAUCUCAUAGGAGUCGAUUCUGGUGGUCUAUCCCAAAUGUUUGUGACUCCGAUUCCGGUGGUUUUGAGUUUUGACUCCCAUUUUUGGAACCGGAUUCGUCAGUUGCCAAGCCAACGCUUAACACCUAAUUUUAUUUGAUCGAACUGCUUUGAAGACACUAUCGCUCGGAUUCCAAUAUCGCCACUACGGGAAUACAAAUUCUCCAAAGGAGUAACGAUGUACAAAAGUGGUAUUAAAAAUAGUUGAAGCAUUGAUAAAAAAGGUUUAGCGAUAUAGAAAAAAGCAAUCUGUAAGGCAUCUCAGCCAGCAAAACCGUCUGUAAUGCGAACAGUAACAAGGAAAAUCAGAUAAUAGAUUGUUCUACAGCUGUCCAUUAGAAGUCAUCAAAAUCAAUAUCCAAAUCCUAACGCUAGCAUGCUUUUCAAACACUUCGCGCUAGAACUAAAGUGUACUUUCGUAGUUGUUGGUAUCGAAACCAUCGAGUUCAAUAGCGACCGUCGGAAUCAACAAUCAAUUCCUAUUGCGACGUCGUUCUUUUGUAGCGCUCGUUUGGAAUUUCGAAGACCUCAGUCAAAGGAAAUCUGAUUUAAAAGGAAUCGUGAACGAAUCUCUUUCAAGGCAUGAUUCGAAACCAUGGAAUGGAAAUGGAAUCACUGAAACGAACGUUUUGAGCCAGCUCUGAAAUUUGGUUGGAAUGGUUAUGACUUGUAACGGUACGUGAAUAGUACGACCUGCCAUGCAGAUUUGUAGAUAUGGCAACAGUGCGUUGAAACUGACGAAACGAGAAGUUCGAUGUGAAUGCUCAAUUUUUUAGAAAAGUCGAUGUUUGGACAUCGACAAACAUCGCCAUCGUAUCAUCGAUGGAGCUCGAUACAUCGGAACAAAUCAUCAUCGAUACAUGGAAGCAGCCUCUCUUUAACGUUGCCUGCUUUCAAUCCAGCAACGAAUUCAACGAUUGCUAUCGGUUUUAGCGGAAUGGUGAUUUUAUCCGUUGGUGUAAUUCCCACAGCGCUUUUUUCUCGAUUUCAGAACCAUUGAGUAAUAAUAAAAAAAGCGACAGCAACUUUACAAUAGGAUAAUUAAAUACUUUACGCUGUUCACAAGCUGAAGAGUAUCUUUUUAAAGUAUUUCCACACAUUACUUUUUCGUGGCAUUUCGAUUAAUUAACAAUAAAACAGCGUCACGACAACUACAUAUAAUAAAAUCAUCAGAAGAACUUAAAAUCAUAAAGUGCGUAAAUGCGCUGUUUUCAGUUUAUUUUAUUCUAUCCCUUGGGGAAGUAUAGGAUAAAGAAAAUACUACAGUCCAUCUCACGUCUGUAAUGAUAAUAUUGAGAUACUACUAAACAGGUUUCUGGUCUUUCAAUUUCGAAGCUACCAGUCCUCGCUUAGAGAUGGUAGCCCAGUUAAGGAUAUACUCGUGGUACACCGAUAUGAUCCUUUCGAUGUUGAUAUAUCGAUAUAUCGUCAUGAAAUCAUUGAUGCCUAAACAUCGAUGUUCUACGACAGAUGUAUCAAUGUUUUGUGCAUCGAUGUAUCGUUGCCAUCCCUAUGCUCAAUGCGUUGCUUGAUUGGUUGCUUGUGACUGUGUUGUGACUCGCCAUUUUCAUUUUUUGUAAAGUUGAAAACAUUUUAUAGACAGUUGAAAGUGAACUUAUUUUUUAUCCAAAGACUCGAUAGGGGUUCGGUUUCGGGCAUUCAUCCCGAACGAAUACCUGCAUGACAAAUCUAUAAUUGAGACCAAUGUUAUCUAUGGAAUCGGAUGCUGCGGCAGCCUUGAGAGCGGAGGUGGAAAAUGAACUAAUGAAUAAAAAGCAGUGCUGCUACCAGUCUUACGAAUGCACUCAGUUAUCUGUAGAUGGUUACAAAUAUUGUCUCAAACACAUUCUACAAGACAAAUGUGCUCCUUUCAAACAGUGCCAGUAUGUUUACAGUAGCAAUGGAAAAAGAUGUUAUUUACCUGCUCCUAGGACCGACAAAAAGGACUAUGGGUACUGUAAUGAACAUGCUCUAAAAGCAACAUUGGCAAGAAAUAAGCAGAAUGUAAAGUAUCCACCACCGCAUACAGCUGAAGUACUUUUGAAUCAGUUGUCUCACUAUAUUAAAAAACCGAGAUAUAGGACUACAUCAUCUAGUGCACAGUAUUCCGAAGAUGAUAGAGCUAGUGCUGAUGAUGUUAGCGAUAUUAAAGUUACCAAAUAUCAGGAUGUUUUUGCUGAUCUAGAUGCCAGCCAGAUCUAUAAUGAGCAAUGUACUGAAGUUCUAGACUUUUGCAGUGAUUCUGAGAGUGAUGUUGAGCCUUCAACUCUCACUACAAUUUGGCAUGAUGCACAAGCUGAUAGUUCUGAUGAUGAAAGCAUAGAUUCUGAAAGUGAAGAUCUACUUAAGCAUGCCAAUGUCUAUACUGCUGAGGAAAUUUGUAUGAUAAGUAGGGAUAAACUAGUAAGAUUACAAUCGCUCUAUGUUGAGCAGUACAGACAUUUACAGUACUUGUUGAAGGAGAGGCGUAGGAAGUACCUGCAUGCCCUGAAAAGGGAAAAAGAAACAUGCUGUAACAUUUAUAAUCAGGUUAGAGACAACCCAAAAGAGCAAAGAUUGUACAAAAAAUUGAAAGCGUUGAACAAUUACCAUAGACUUCAUGGGGUUGAUGCUAUUUUGAGUAAAAGGUUGAUAGAUUUGAGAUCAAAGCUUGUAGAUGGUACAGUAACAAAACAACAAUCUACUGCAAAGUGUUUAUUCACUGAAGGAGGAGUUAAGUGUGGUGAAAAGCCAUUACCAUUGACAAGACAUUGUAAAAAGCAUAUAUUGGAGGAUGCCAAUCAAGUAUUGUUCAGAGCCUGUGGGAAGGUAAAUGGGGACAUUGAAUGUACCACACCAGUUGCAGCCAUUUUUGAGGAUUCUACUUGUCCUUUGCACAAAGAUGUUCCACCACUUAGGUCCUACAGCCAAGUUAGGAAAGACUCAGAAUCGGAUAUGGACGAAUCAGGUGAAGCUCAUAUGCAGUAUCAUUCUCAAUUCUCAGAGAAUAUUAAAACCGAAUUUAUGAAUUAUGACAUUCCUCCUGAUAUUCCAAAAAUGGAGACGCUGCCUUCCAUGUUGUUCGAAGAGAGUUCUCAAAGUAUUAUAUCAGACACCAACAGCCAGCUAAAUGUUACUACAAAUGCCCCAGAAAAUAACAGUCAGGUUGAUGUUACUUCAGAUGUGCCAUUCGAUGAUUCUAAAGAUGUGGAUUUGGAGAAAGUUGAUUCAGAUGGACAAACUCAGGAGGCUGAGGAAAAGAUUGACGUUAUGGAAACCAAUGAAGAAAAUGGUGAGAAAAGAGAAGAGCCAUUGGAAGUAAUGAAAUGUAAAGAAGAUGACAAUACUCCUGAGGAUGAAGAUGACAGCCAAGAAUUGCCUAAAACGGAAGAUAGUGUGGUCGAAGCUGAGCAGCAACAUGAAGAAAGUGAAAUGGAAAAACUUGAUAUACAUGUGGAAAAAGAUGCAACAGAAGAACCAAAAGAUGAUGUAGAAGAUGCUGCUGAAAAGCAGAUUGAAGAAGGCAAGGAAGAAAUGGAGGUACAAAUGGACGAACCAGAACAAGCUUUGCAUGAGGGUAUGGAAGUACCUGCAGAACCAGGAGAACAGAAGGAAGGUAAUAACAUUGCAUCAGGAAUUGAGGAGCCCGGAAAAGAAGAUGAAAAGGAAGAAAAUGAGUCAUGUACACAGGUCGAUUCUGAAAUGAAACCAGAUGAAAUGACAUGUACACAGGUUGAUUCUGAAAUGAAACCAGAUGGAAUGACAUUAGAGGACACAAAUUGAUGAUUUGAAGUGAAUUUGAGUAUGAGGAUUGUAUGUUUUGUUACUUAUGAUUUGUUUGUUUUAAGAAUAUUGUUUUGUGUUUAUAAACGUAAUAUAAUGCCGUUUAUUUUUGACA
Molecule: messenger RNA, 4426 nt
Organism: Acanthoscelides obtectus
Lineage: Eukaryota; Metazoa; Arthropoda; Insecta; Coleoptera; Chrysomelidae
Source: the annotation of a GenBank genome assembly